AAAACACAUACGUUUAUAAAUUUAUUUAAAGAAAAUAGUGUCAAAUAGAUUUUGUCAAGGCUCAAAUAAACAUAGGUUCACGUAAGGCGCAAACUACUGUUUAUCUAUUUGUUGUGUGCGUGCGAGAGAGACAGGUAAAAUCAGCCGGUGAGGUGAGAGAGUGAAGCAAUCGCUGGAUUCACUUGUGAUUUGGAACUUUGAUAGAUAACAAGCGCUUUAAAAGCAAGUGAAACUGCACUUUUGCAUACACAAGACUGGACUGAACGCAAUUGCAUUUAAUCAACCGGGAACAACAAAGAACAUUCAUUAUGCAACGCAUUGCUAUUAUUGGAGGAACCGGCAUGACCGGCGAGUGUGCCGUGGAUCACGCUUUGGAAAAGGGCCUCACGGUGAAAUUGCUUUAUCGCAGCGAGGCUACCGUUCCUGCCCGAUUCAAGUCCAAGGUUGAACUGGUCAAGGGUGAUGUGACCAACUACGAGGAUGUACGGCGUCUUAUCGAGGGAGUAGAGGCUGUGGCUGUCAUCCUGGGCACCCGAAACAAGUUAGAGGCCACCACAGAGCUCUCUCGCGGCACUGAGAACCUUAUCAAGGCUAUGAAGGAAGCCAAGCUCACCAAGUUCUCCAUAGUCAUGUCCUCGUUCCUCUUGCGUCCACUAAACGAGGUGCCCGCUGUGUUCCAUCGACUAAACGAGGAGCACCAGCGCAUGCUAGACUUGACCAAGGCUUCAGAUCUAGAUUGGAUUGCCAUCUUGCCGCCCCAUAUCGCCGAUGAGCCGUCCAGCGGCUACACCGUAUUGCAUGAUGAGGCUCCAGGUCGCCUGGUUUCGAAAUAUGAUUUGGGAAAGUUCAUCAUUGACAGCCUUGAGCUGCCGAAGCAUUAUCGUAAGGUGUGCGGCAUUGGCAAGAGCCCGAAAAGUGCUUAGAUCAAUCCAUCAACCAUUUGGGUUUGUGACCGAUUGCAGCUGAUCAUUUAGUUCGUACAAAUCUAAUUUGAUAUUCCUGUCGGAGUCCUAUUAAUCCGCCAAAUACAUAUUCGUAUGUAGUGUGAGUGCACAAUAAACUUUCCAUUUUAGAAGAUA
Messenger RNA from Drosophila ficusphila, 1079 nucleotides. Its product is annotated as flavin reductase (NADPH). The transcript has 2 exons. The coding region runs from base 309 to 923 and encodes 204 amino acids. NCBI's taxonomy places the organism in Eukaryota, Metazoa, Arthropoda, Insecta, Diptera, Drosophilidae. The record is from RefSeq and is a predicted model, not a curated record.